Triticum urartu is the source of this 1327-nucleotide messenger RNA. RefSeq lists its product as uncharacterized. Lineage: Eukaryota; Viridiplantae; Streptophyta; Magnoliopsida; Poales; Poaceae. Gene Ontology annotation, cellular component: cytoplasm. The record is from RefSeq and is a predicted model, not a curated record.
UCGACGUCUCGACGAAACGUCGAAACCCCAGAAAAGCCCACGGCGGCCGCCAAGUUCACCCGGGAGCUCAGGUAUGGCGGCUGCGGCUGCGGCUGCACGGCUGCUGCUCCCCAGGGCGACCAGGGCCGCGGCCUCCUCCUCCUCUCUUCUCCAGCGCCCUCUCCAUUCCUUCUCCAGGUGCUUCAGAAGCCUCCUCCCGCGGCCGCCGCCCGCCGUCUUCCCGCGGCACCUCUCCGACGCUGCCUUCGACGCGCAGGCGCUGGACAACCGCGUCCCCGCUACCGUCAUCACCGGCUUCCUCGGCUCCGGCAAGACAACCCUCCUGAAUCACAUUCUAACAUCACAGCAUGGGAAGAGGAUUGCUGUCAUUGAGAAUGAGUUUGGUGAGGUGGAUAUCGAUAGCUCACUUGUAGCUAACCAUUCAUCCGUCGCUGAAGACAUUGUGAUGGUGAAUAAUGGCUGCUUGUGCUGCACUGUCCGAGGGGAUCUUGUAAAGAUGCUUCUCAAGUUGGUGAAGCAAAAGGGCGACAAGUUUGAUCAUAUCGUCAUUGAGACAACGGGUCUUGCAAAGCCUGGUCCUGUUAUUGAGACAUUUUGUUCUGAUGAAUUGGUCUCGAAAUAUGUGAAACUUGAUGGUGUGGUUACUUUGGUUGAUUGUAAGCAUGCGAUGAAACACUUGAAUGAAGUGAAAGCAAGGUGGGUUGUGAAUGAGGCAGUAGAACAAGUUGCUUACGCAGACCGGAUUAUACUGAACAAGACUGAUUUGGUUGAUGAUGCAGAACUGGAGGUUUUAACCAACAAGAUCAAGCUCAUAAAUGGGAUGGCACAAAUGAGAAAUGCAAAGUUUGGUGAUGUCGACAUGGAUUUUGUGCUAGGAAUUGGGGGUUAUGACCUUGAUAGGAUUGAGGCUGCAGUCCAAUUGAAUGAAAACAAAGAGACAGCUCAUUGCCACUUGGGACAUGAGCAUGGACACCAUCAUGACCAUGUCCAUGAUGCAGCUGUUACUAGUGUAAGUAUUGUUUCGGAGGGACUACUUGAUCUGGAUGAGGUUAACGAUUGGCUGGAGAGACUGGUUGAUGAGAAAGGCGAAGACCUGUACAGAUUAAAGGGUGUUAUAUCCGUCAACGAGUCAACUGGACGCUUCGUGUUUCAGGGCGUGCACUCUAUGUUGGAAGGUUGCCCAGCGAAGCCGUGGGAGGAUGAUGAGAAGAGGAUCAGCAAGCUCGUGUUUAUCGGCAGGAAUCUGGACGAAGCGGCGCUAAGGAAGGCCUUCAAAGGUUGCCUGUUGUGAUGAACCCUCUGAUCAUGUGUUUAUCUCAUUGGGAUC